GUUGCUGCUGCUGUUGCUGUCAUGGGACUGCAACGUGGCCGAGUGGACGUCGAGCCGGUGCUCGCUGGUGCGAAGAAGUAAGACGGCAACUCGUCAUCCGCUGAUUCGGCAGUGAUUGUCCGUCCACCGUUCUUCUCGGGCUUUGGCAGUGAAUGUUGUACGACGACCUGUUCGGCCCGUGGGGCCCGCUAGUUAUAAUCGUGAUCGGAGCGGGACUCAUCUUGAUCGCGCUGCUCCUGUUCGCCUGCUUCCUCACGCCCGGCUGCAUCGGCUACGAGUGCUUCAGGAAACGAAGGAAGGAGGCCAAGAAUGUACCUCUGCGAGCGAAGAAUCAGGAGAAGAACCUGAAGCUGAGCGAUGUCAGCUACAGGUCCUGGAGACUGGGCAGUCUCUAUGAGAACGAUAAUGGUACCAUCAGCGAGAAUGCGGGCUCUCCGAGGGACUCGUUCAAUUCUGCCACCGCGCAAUGCGAGAACGUGGAAUGCUCUUCCACGCUGAAUUUGAUCCAGACGGAGAAGCAGAAGAACGACAAGAAGACGAGAGAGUUUCCAACCGAGCUGACAAUGAGCCUGCAGUAUCUGCCGCCCUGCAAUGACGUUAUCACCGGCAAGCUCGUUAUCGGUAUCGAGGCGCUGUGCGGCCUUCCGCCGAAGCAAUACAACUGCACGGUGGAACCUUAUGUGGCGUUGAACAUCGUGAAGCAAUCGUGGAGCCACAGGAAGCGGCAGAAGUUGCAUAGUUUCAGGACGAGAGGCAUCAGGCACACCGCCAGUCCGAUUUACAAGGAGACUUUCGUUAUUGCAAACGUGAGGCCGCAGGAAGCCAAGGAAUGGAUCUUGGAUAUCGCGGCAUACGACCACGAUAGAUACGCGAAUCACACGGAGCUAUGCUCGCUCAAGGUGUCACUGAGAGACACGAAGAAGAUCUUCUGCAGUCCGGAGAUUCACAUGUUCAAUUACCGAAUGAAACCCUCGAAUCAGGAGUUCGGUAACGUCUUAUUGGCCAUAAGCUACUUGCCCACCGCGCAGAGACUGACUAUCAACAUCAUGAAGCUACGCGACAUCAGAUUCACAACGGCGGUAUCGAGUCUGGACGAAUUUAACCCGUACGUUAGAGUACUGAUGUUGAACGGGAGGACGGGUAAGAAGAUGAAGAAGAAGAAAACUAAAUUCCUGCGCGCCGUCGCGCAGCCGGAAUUCAACGAGACUUUGACUUUCGAUCUGGCAGUCACCCAACUCGACACCGUCCAAUUCCUGGUUGUGCUCUGCAGCAAGGUCUUACCGGAGGGAUCAGCAGCCAAUGUCAGCACCGAUCAAGCGAGCGACAGCGAGGAUUCGGUGAGCUCGUUCAAGAAAUCCGCUGACGUGUUCAUCGGUAAAGUGGCGCUUGGAAAAGGCGUCAGGGGUUCGACGGAAAGGUUGCACUGGUUCUCCGUGCUGCAAAACCCGAGGAAGCUGGUCACUGUGUGGCAUACCUUGAAGUGACAAAGGCCAUCGCUACGUUGUCGCGUAUACGUGUAUAUAUACAAAGGGGCGAUCUUAAUUAUGCAGCGUCUUAGGCGCCGCUGCAACUUUACUGCGUUAACACUCGUGAUCCCGCAUAUUUAUUUUCUAAUUUAAUCCCGUUGUUAGAUACUUGCGCGUAGCUACCAAAGAUUGUUUUGCCAAUUAAAUUCUAUUUAAAUCUCUAUUCUUAUGUGUGAUCAACGAAGAGAAUAAUAAAUUAACAGUUACAAGAUAAAAGAGAGAGAGAGGGAGGGAGUGAAAGACUA
Odontomachus brunneus is the source of this 1771-nucleotide messenger RNA. RefSeq names its product synaptotagmin-2-like (gene Syt20). Gene Ontology annotation, biological process: regulation of dopamine secretion; cellular response to calcium ion; regulation of calcium ion-dependent exocytosis. The record is from RefSeq and is a predicted model, not a curated record. Gene Ontology annotation, molecular function: clathrin binding; phosphatidylserine binding; calcium-dependent phospholipid binding. Bases 153 to 1484 code for a protein of 443 amino acids. The transcript has 10 exons. NCBI's taxonomy places the organism in Eukaryota, Metazoa, Arthropoda, Insecta, Hymenoptera, Formicidae.